CAUUCCCAUGCUGACAUACAGAUAACAACAUAUAUAACAAUGACAACAAAGGAUAUCAAAGAGAUAAUUGGAGAUUAUAAUAUAUUCUUGAGGAUAUUACUUAGACAUCUGAGGGAGAGUGGUAUCAAUGUAGACUCAUUAGUAUCAGAUCAUCUAUGUUAUAGAGUAUCAUCACAAGAGAUAUAUCAAACAAAGAAAUCAGAGUUCUUGUCAAACAAUCAUACAUUGUUGGCAGAGACAAUGGUCAAUGGUCGUCUGAUAUGUACAUUCAAGUUGUCUCAGCCAUUGGUCUAUCAUGACACGGUCACUGGCACCACCAGGACCAUCGAGUUGGUUGAACUUCCCUCACCAAAGCCAAACAGACCACAGCUGGAUGGUCUGGAGCAUACAGAGUUUGUGAUUGACGAGGACUUUCAAAAGUUUAUCGAGAGACAUCGCGAUGUGAUGCGUGGACAGUGGGUGCUGCAGGCGUUGAACAAGGAAUUGAAUGCCGAUGUCGAGACAGAGUUUGAGCCCUCGCAUCUGAUGGCAGAGCGCAGGACAUUCUCUGCCAAGUUCCAUCAUCAGACUCUCGAGAAAGUUAUCGAGAUCGAAAAGGCCAUGGAGUUGGAGCAACAUAAU
Messenger RNA from Acytostelium subglobosum LB1, 621 nucleotides. RefSeq lists its product as hypothetical. The record is from RefSeq and is a predicted model, not a curated record. The annotation marks the transcript as partial. The transcript is spliced from 2 exons. NCBI's taxonomy places the organism in Eukaryota, Evosea, Eumycetozoa, Acytosteliales, Acytosteliaceae.